AUGACCUCGCACUUGACUAUUGAGGAAUCACGUGAUUCUCGUGAAAAUGUAUAUAGCGCCCGUCACGUGCUCUUCAACUCCGAGCAUAAAUACUUUGAGUACAGCGUUAGGACAUUAGACCACUGGAGAAGGUCAGAACAGUCCGCAGAACCGUCCGUAAAGAAGGUCAGAACAAUCCGCAGAACCGUCCGUAAAGAAGGUCAGAACAGUCCAGAAUUCUUUCGUACCCGAGGCACUGAUAAAUACUUUCAAGUGAUGUAUAGGGAAGUUCUCCUGGUGAUCGGAGUCUGUUCCUUAACAUGUGUACAUUCCUACCAAGAAAAUAUUGCAAAGUCAAUAGAGGAACUCAUAAAAUAUGUCCACGAUGAAGCUGACAAGACCUACCAGGAGAAUCGCCAGUUCAGAAUCUACUAUGUUGAUGGAACUAUCAAGAGUCGACGCAUGAUGCAGAUGAUGAAAUAUUCAUCUCCUGAGGUCAAAGCAAAGGAAGAGGUGUCGAUGAAAUCACUGUAUGCUACAAAGAAACUUCAGGAAAUGACUGGCAUGUCACUGAAAGAUCUCAAGGAAAGUAAAGAAAUAAUGUCAGAGUGGAAGAAACAAACUACGUGUCCAACAAACCAGGUAGACUGUUCGACAGCAAGUACAACUUUCCGUUCUGCGAGUGGAACGUGCAACAACCUGGCCAAUCCAGAAUAUGGUGCGGCAGCAACAGCACAGUCCAGGUUUUUACCUCCGCAAUAUGGUGAUGGAAUUGGUUCCCCAAGAACACAAGGCAAGAACAGUCAACCACUUCCAAGUGCGCGUGUAGUCAGUAACAGUGUUUUCAAGUCUAGCAAAGAAAAGAAAGAAACAAAAUUGUCGCUAAUGGUAAUGGCGUGGGGCCAAUUCCUUGAUCAUGACAUCACACUCACCCCAUCGACAUCAGGUGCUGAAGGAACAUUAACACACUGCUGUAAUUCUUCUGUAGCUACUUUACCAGAAUGUUUCCCAAUAACCAUCCCAAAUAAUGAUGACCAUUUCACCAAUAGCAAUUGCAUGGAAUUUGUUCGAUCAGCAGCAGUCACAGAAGCCUGCUCUCCAAACCAUCGUGAACAGUUCAAUGCUAUCACUGCAUUUGUGGAUGGAUCCAAUGUGUACGGCUCAUCACUCGACCAGAUGAAUGGUCUGAGAGCUUUCAACAAAGGACUACUGAAGACAUCUAGCGUUUCAUCUGGUCUACCACCAGAGGGCGACCCACACUCCUGUGUUUUGAAUUCAACAACAGAAUUCUGCAUCAAUACUGGAGAUAUACGAGCUAAUGUGGUCCCUCAUCUUGGAGCUAAUCAUGUUCUCUUCUUCCGGGAGCACAAUCGAAUUGCAGAAAUUCUCUCUUCUAUGAACACCUACUGGAAUGAUGAGAGAGUUUUUCAAGAAACAAGGAAAAUAGUAUCUGGAAUUUUACAACAGAUCAGUUAUUACGAAUGGCUCCCAUCUAUUCUAAGUCCAUCCUAUUUGGGAAAGUUUGAACUCAAAAAGUCUAAUAAGGACCUUUAUAAGCCUGAUGUUAACCCAAACAUUAGGAAUGAGUUUGCAGUUGCUGCCAUGAGGUUUGGACACUCUCUGAUCCCUCCACUUGAGGGGUAUCUCCUCCACGAUUAUGCAACAUGGGAAGUACAAACACCAAUUGAAGAAACUUUCUUCAGGCCUUCAAUGGUGAUUGGAAAUGCUGGACAGGACAUUCCAAAACUAGCACGAUGGAUGUGUACCAACAGUUCCAUGAAGGUGGACAGGAGAUUUGAGGCAGGGGUAAAAGACAUGCUGUUCCUUGAUAGUAAUGGAAUGAGCUUCGAUUUGGCCGCACUGAAUAUUCAGAGAGGACGCGACCACGGAAUCCCUCCUUACAACGCCUACAUGGAAAGAUUUGGACUGAAGAAGCUCAAAAAUUUCAAGAAAAUGACAAAUCACAAUGAUGGGAUCAAAGACAUGUUAAAAGCUGUCUACAGCCAUGUUGAUGAUAUUGAUUUGUAUGUUGGUGGUAUGACCGAGAAGAAGAAGCCUAACGGUAAUCUUGGACCCACUUUCUCUGAAAUAAUAGCAAGGCAAUUCAAAAAGAUCAAAAUUGGUGAUCGAUUUUGGUUUGAAAGGCCCGCCCCCGAAGGAUUUUCUCCUGUAAAACGUAAGGAGAUAAGGAAAAUGACCCUUGCCAAGGUUAUGUGUACCAACUUCGGAAUGGAUCUGAUAACAAAGGAUGUCUUCCACGUACAGAGUGAAAGAAAUAAAUUGAAAUACUGUGACAGUAUUGAGGAGAUGGAUUUGACGAAAUGGAAGGCAUAAAAAGACUUGUAUAUCU
This is a messenger RNA of Pecten maximus, 2329 nucleotides long. RefSeq names its product myeloperoxidase-like. The coding region runs from base 1 to 2313 and encodes 770 amino acids. Gene Ontology annotation, molecular function: peroxidase activity; heme binding. The record is from RefSeq and is a predicted model, not a curated record. The transcript has 15 exons. Gene Ontology annotation, biological process: response to oxidative stress. Lineage: Eukaryota; Metazoa; Mollusca; Bivalvia; Pectinida; Pectinidae.